Molecule: messenger RNA, 939 nt
Organism: Boleophthalmus pectinirostris (great blue-spotted mudskipper)
Lineage: Eukaryota; Metazoa; Chordata; Actinopteri; Gobiiformes; Gobiidae
Gene: aurkaip1
Product: aurora kinase A interacting protein 1
Exons: 4
Coding region: 184-804 (206 amino acids)
Biological process (GO): mRNA processing
Cellular component (GO): mitochondrion
Source: RefSeq, a predicted model, not a curated record
GACCAAUGGCGGAACCUUUCUGAGCUAUUUGGAAACAGGAAGAGGGAUUUUGUCGGCGUUGCACAGGUCGGAAGUUCUAUUAGGAGUCACAUUGAAGUUCGCCUUAAACUAUCCAUGAAUUAAAACGAUAAAAGGAUACGUGUAACCAUUCCUAAUGAAUGGUUCAUUCAUGCAACAUCUAAGAUGUUUACUUCAAAGCUGAUACUUCGUCUUGGUCUGCUACAUAGAGUGACAGGAUCACUUCAUGUAGAUGUCAGCCAGUUGAAAACUUCUCUUCCUCGGGUCAUUCCUGCCUGCUGCUCUUUAUUGAAACAGAGAGGCUAUUCUACAGCAGCAGACAACACACCACCUCCACGAUGGGUGCAGCUUGAGCCUGAGCUAGAGGAGGUUUUGGUUCCUCGGAAGCUGUCAGUGAGUCCUCUGGAAAGCUGGCUGUCGCUCCGUUACUCCCUCCCCCCAGCACUGGAGCCUGCUUUGCCCGAGGAGGAGACAGCACUGUUGGAAGAGAAGGUCCUACCCCCAGGGUCUGUCCCAGUUUUGGAGGACGACAGUGAGUCAGCCACACCUCUUAGCUGUAGAAAUGUGUUAAAAAUUCGACGAAGAAAAAUGAACCGACAUAAAUACAAAAAGCUGCUAAAGCGGAGGAAGUUUGUGAGGAGGAAAGUGCUUGAGAGCAGAGGCAAAAGGAAACAGAAAAAGUUUGAAAAUGACCUCAAGAGAAUUUGUAGAAGAGCUGGACUAAAAGCUGCCCCAGAGGGAUGGACCGCACCAAAACUCUUCAUUAAACAACAUGGAAAUAAAUAAGACUGAUUAUUUACGGCAAACAACACCUGCACACACUGUCUGAGGGAAAAGCUAAUUUUAAACGUUUUCCUCACGUCACAUUCUGUAAAAUAUUUUAUGUCAAGGUGUAUAAUGUUGAAUAAACAACUAAUCUAA